AUGAUUAAUUCUGAGUUAACGGCUUACUCCAAUCUCUGGUUUGCGGAGUCAUCAGUACAAAUGCCGAGUGAUCCAAAUUCUGUAUUUGCUUUGCAGGAGUUGUUGGAGCGGGUGAUUAUGCCUCAAAUUGGGAAGCAUGUUGCGGAGUCUGUUCGUAGCACUUGGGAGCCGAUGAUGGAGAAUUUGUCCCGGAAAGUUAUGCAGGUAAAAGAGCAACUAGAUUUGAUCACAGAAAAACUUAAUCCAGGAGCAAAACAGGUGUCUGAGAAUGGAACCCACGGUACCGGCCCGGAGCCACAACAUCUAGCGCUGAAGUUCUUUGGAAAAGUGCGUGAACCACUUUUCACUGGACAAUACAUCCAAGGAGAAGGAGAAGGAAAUAGCAGCAUUCAAGUAGCUCUGGUUGAUGCCAAUGGUAAAACCAUCGAUACUGGACCAGAAGCUUCAUCUGAAGUGGAGAUAUCGGUCCUUGCGGAGGGUGAAGACAGUCAAAAGAGGCAGCCUAUUCUUUCCAGAAACAAACUGAAACUGGAUGAAGGGAUUGCUUUUCUGGAUAACAUAAAAUUCAGAAAUAAGUCAAAAUGGACACAGGACUGCAGGAUCAAGCUGCUUGCAAGAAACAUGAAGGUGGGGCGCACAACCGUGAAAGAUGCAAUAUCAGAACCAUUCCUUGUUCGUGACCAUCGUAGUACGUUGUACAACAAGCAUUACCCUCCAUUGCUUUCUGAUGAGAUGCUUGGUAUCGGUUCUGAGAAGUUAACUGUUAUUGUUAACCAUGCUAAGACUUGCAAGAUCCCAGAGAAUCAGUGUUAUACUUACAACUCUCCUUGUAGCUGGGAAAGAAAGAUGACUGUGGUGUUUGACGAAGUUGGAUGUAUACGAGGUCUAAUCAAUGCAGAUCACCAAUUUGUUCCUGUCGACAGCCUUCCUGAAGAUGAAAAGGGUGAUGCCAACAAAUUGGUGGUAUCUGCCUUCCAGAACUGGAAGGAUGUCAGGCCCUAUGAUAAUAAGCCUUCCCCUUUUGUUUUCCCUUCUCAGGCACCCAGUAAUGUUGAUCCUUCGGGAAAUGAACUUGAAUGUGCUUCUUCUGCUGGGCUUGCAUCUUCUAUGGAUGAUAAUGAUGACAAUUGCUUUUUAACCAGUCAAGAAAUUCGCGAUCUAUUUAUUACAUUCGGACUCUCGAGUGAUAUGGCCAAUCCCAGGGUGGAAUCGCCUGAUGUUAUAAACGCCACUGGUGGGGCAUUCUGUAAAGGUUUUUCUGCUCAGGAUCAUGUCCCUUCUUCUGGGAAAGCGAAAAGAAGAUGGAAAUUGGUAGUCAUGUCUAUAAGGAAGAAAAUUGAGACACCAGCAGAACCAGAAGAACAUACUCGUGCUCAGAAAAAGCAGCGACGCGGUUGA
Oldenlandia corymbosa var. corymbosa is the source of this 1398-nucleotide messenger RNA. Lineage: Eukaryota; Viridiplantae; Streptophyta; Magnoliopsida; Gentianales; Rubiaceae. The record is from the annotation of a GenBank genome assembly.